Molecule: messenger RNA, 1074 nt
Organism: Cylindrotheca closterium
Lineage: Eukaryota; Bacillariophyta; Bacillariophyceae; Bacillariales; Bacillariaceae
Source: the annotation of a GenBank genome assembly
AUGAGAUCACCCAAUCGCACCACAGCUGUGGCAACUCGUCAAUUCUUUGCUUGGUUGGAAGCCAAUCAUGGUGGAUUGCCCAUGCUCCAAAGAUACACUCCGUCAGAGCCGACUUCAUCAGUACCGGUAGCGCCUUCAUUGGUGGUCCAACGAUCCAAAUUGCAAGCCCAAGAUUUGAAAGACUUAUUUGAGCACAAGAUUGUCGCCCUUCACGUCCCAUCUUUUUAUCCCCGUGCUUCGGCCAUUAGAUUGGGUCAGGCAUUGGCGUUGGAAGCCCAAUCCGAUAAUAGCGACUCCUCCUCCUCUUCACACGACGAUGAUGGAACAAGCGGCGGAAGAAAAAACUGGAAGAUCAGCACGGCCCGUGGAUUGGAAUCCUCCGACGUCUUUACCUUGGGUGCUCACAUGCCGUGGAACAUGGCGGUAUCCCAAAAUGCCAUUGAUGAUUAUCUGAAAUACGUACCUGUGGAAUUUCAAAAUCGAAGGAGGCGAAAGGAACAACAACAAGGCAAAGGCAAGCUGUUGUUGUUGGCGGAUUCCAUUUGGCCAUUGGAUCAGUUGCGACUAGAACUGGAUGAAGUUUGGCCCGCUGGUGCCAACCUUUCCAAGUAUCAAAACCAACAUGCCAUGGGCGGUGGAUUGCCUCGCAUCAUGAUGGGUCCCACAAGAUGGAAGAAGGGAUUGAUCCAUGUGGACGAAUUGGGCCCACUCAAUGUCAAUAGAGGAACCUUUAGCGCCAACAUCUAUCUGCAACUACCGAAUCACCAAGAGGAUGGCGAAAAUGAAGCACCGGUUUUGGACAUUUGGCCAUUGGACAUUCGAUCGAAAUGGGAUUGGUAUCGAAAUGCCCAUACCUUGUCCGAACUGACUUCACAAUCGGCCGAAGGCCAAGUCAAGCUGAGGAAUGCCUUGGGACCUCCUCAACGCAUUGUCGUCCAACCGGGCGAUUUGGUUUUGCUAUGCGUCCAACGCCCUCAUGCAGCUGUAGGUUUUACGCAACCAACCACUCGAGUCUCGCUCCAGACCUUUUUGCAAUUCGAAGGGAAUGGUGAUGGCAUUCAGAUUGAGACUUAA